AUGGUCAAUGAUAUUAUUGCAAAUCGAUAUAACAUUUAUGCCUCUCUGAGCCAUCAAAGGACAAAACUUGGCAGAUUUCUUGCAGCACACCCGCUUCCGGCCACGUUGCCCCUCAAUGAAGAGUUGCUAGAUGAGCAAAGAAGCAAGACAGGUCUCCGAGGGAAGGAAAGAGAUAUAGAGUUAGGAUUUCCCAUGCAAAGCCUGAAAACAGAUUAUGGAAUGGAGGAAUUUUUCAAACAGGUAAAAGAAGUGGAUGAGCUUAUGGGAAAGCUCUCUGAUAACCUCAAAAAGCUUCAGGAAGCAAAUGAGGAGACCAAGGCUGUUACCAAGGCUUCUGCCAUGAAAGAUUAUAAGAAAAGAAUGGAUAAGGAAAUGGAUGAAGUGGGAAUAGUUGCACGUGCCAUCAAAAUGAAAUUAGAAGAAAUUGAUCGAGAUAACUUGGAGAACCGGAAAAAUUCUGGUUGCGGAAAGGGGACUGCAGUUGACAGAUCAAGAACAGCCAUGACUGUUUCUUUAAAGAAGAAAUUGCGGGAUAAAGUGAAUGAUUUCCAGAAUCUGAGGCAGUCUAUACAAGAAGAGUACAGGGAAAUUGUUCAGAGGAGGUUUUUUACAGUCACAGGGACCACUCCAACUGAGGAGAUGAUUGAUGAGUUGAUCGAGACUGGCAAUAGCGAAAAAAUAUUUCAGAAGGCGAUUCAAGAUAUGGGACGAGGGCAGGUAAUGGAUACCUUAGAAGAGAUUCAAGAAAGGCAUGAUGCCGUCAAGGAGAUUGAGAAAAAAUUGCUUGAAUUGCAUCAAAUAUUCAUGGACAUGGCAGUGCUAGUUGAAGCGCAGGGAGAGAUGUUGGAUAAUAUCGAAACCCAGGUAGCAAAUGCAGUGAAUCAUGUACAGAGUGGAACAGAAGCCCUGCAAACAGCAAAGAGCUUGCAGAAGCAAUCAAGAAAAUGCAUGCUCAUUGGAAUAGCUUUGCUCCUGAUAAUCGCCAUCGUCAUUGUUCUCGCGGUUCUUAAACCUUGGAAACGAUGA
Messenger RNA from Phalaenopsis equestris, 1026 nucleotides. Its product is annotated as syntaxin-132-like. Gene Ontology annotation, cellular component: SNARE complex; plasma membrane; endomembrane system. Gene Ontology annotation, biological process: exocytosis; vesicle fusion; intracellular protein transport. Lineage: Eukaryota; Viridiplantae; Streptophyta; Magnoliopsida; Asparagales; Orchidaceae. The coding region runs from base 1 to 1026 and encodes 341 amino acids. The transcript has 13 exons. The record is from RefSeq and is a predicted model, not a curated record. Gene Ontology annotation, molecular function: SNARE binding; SNAP receptor activity.